AAAUUAAUAUAAUAUCAAAAUUUCUUUCAGUUUGGAUAAGGUAAAAAUUCGACUGCUCAAUGGAUCUAUCGAAGGCCGAACGGCAAACUCCCCAAGAGGACAAUAGGCAAAGCAGUGCGGAUUACUUAAAAGAGCUCAUUCAGGACUUUCUAUUCUUCUUGGUUCUCAUCUUUGCUGCCGUGCUCAUCGGUUGGGGCAUAUUCCUUGUGCUAGACGAUGGCAACGAGUGGAAACGUAUGCCGCAUAACCGCAACGGCUCAAAGAUCUCGCUUCAGAAACCGACGACGGAAGCAAUGCGUCCCUGCCAACGGGCUCGACAUUGGAUUCAGCUGUACCUCAUUCGCCAUAAGACACAUGAACAGGAAAAGGCACAGCAAUACCUGCCCACAGAAGCGGCAGAGCAUCCAUACCCACCAGAGCCGGUAGAGCAGUAUUACCAUCCGCAAAUAAAAACGCAGGUGCCACAAGUAGAACAGCAUUCGAAAAUUCGAGAAGAUUCUGCCAAUCAAGUGGACUCGCCAUCGAGCAGAGAAUUGGAUUUAUUUAGACGACAUAUACGCAGUCGACUAGCUGAAGACUAAGUGUUAGACUACAAACCAAGAAUGUAUAAAAUUGACUUAUCACCGAGCUCUUGUAUUUGAUUUAUUCCAGAGUAAGGAACCGCCGCAAAACGUGAGCGAAGGCCACUUCUUGGCACUCGAAUAAGUAGUACAAUUCUUUGAACACACCGUGCAGCCAAGCUGGUGUAAUAAUAAAUUAUUUAAAUUUUGAAA
This is a messenger RNA of Drosophila subobscura, 773 nucleotides long. RefSeq lists its product as uncharacterized. Lineage: Eukaryota; Metazoa; Arthropoda; Insecta; Diptera; Drosophilidae. The transcript is spliced from 2 exons. The record is from RefSeq and is a predicted model, not a curated record. Bases 60 to 581 code for a protein of 173 amino acids.